Molecule: messenger RNA, 519 nt
Organism: Solenopsis invicta (red fire ant)
Lineage: Eukaryota; Metazoa; Arthropoda; Insecta; Hymenoptera; Formicidae
Product: transcriptional regulatory protein AlgP-like
Exons: 2
Coding region: 1-519 (172 amino acids)
Source: RefSeq, a predicted model, not a curated record
AUGACAAUCAAAUCGUGCGAAAAUUCACCAACUUCUAAUAUAGGCAUGUCAGACAUUUCGUCUAACGACCAAAUGUAUAAAGCAGCUAUGAGGGCUGCACAAGAUUUGAUAGAAACUGAUGAAGAACUGCCGGCUGCACCGCCAGCCGCACCGCCAACUGCACCACCGGCCGCACCUCCGGCCGCAACACCGGCCGUACCACCGGCCGCACCUCCGGCCGCAACACCGGCCGUACCACCGGCCGCACCUCCGGCCGCACCACCGGCCGCACCGCCGGCCGCACCUUCGGCCGCACCGCCGGCCGCACCUUCGGCCGCACCUUCGGCCGCACCGCCGGCCGCACCACCGGCCGCACCGCCGGCCGCACCUUUGGCCGCACCACUGGCCGCACCACCAACCGCACCACCGGCCGCACCUUUAGUCGCACCUUUGACCGCACCGCCGGCAGCACCACCAGCUGCACCGCCGGCCGCACCGCCAGCCGCACCAUCGGCCGCAGAAACCAAACGUAGGUUAUAG